Molecule: messenger RNA, 2163 nt
Organism: Maniola jurtina (meadow brown)
Lineage: Eukaryota; Metazoa; Arthropoda; Insecta; Lepidoptera; Nymphalidae
Product: scolexin B-like
Exons: 6
Coding region: 89-997 (302 amino acids)
Biological process (GO): proteolysis
Molecular function (GO): serine-type endopeptidase activity
Source: RefSeq, a predicted model, not a curated record
AUGCAAGCAGCAUUUACGCGCGCGUCGCAGUUGAUACUAGUGUCUCGGAGGUCACGGUACCAAUAUUAAUAUUACAAGGAAAAUUAACAUGUCUUUAAAAGUGUUCGCGUGCGUUAUAUAUGCGUUCCUAUGUACCGCUAACGCCGCCGGUGUUCGACAUAGAUCUAAUCAAAUACAACCGCUAGAUCAAAACAUUAACUUUGCAGCGUUUGGUGCAGUGAACUUAAGGCACAAUGUGAAUAAUUUGGCUGAUAGCGAGCGGCCGUUGGUCAAAGAUGUCAACCCUCAACCAGAACCACCGCCGAUCAACGAGCGGUACCCUUCGGCGGUGCUGUUCGGGAGGACCUGUGGGGGCACCAUCAUCAGUCCCACGUGGAUCCUCACCGCUGCACACUGCACGCUGUUCACCGGUGGUCGCGAUGUGCUCGCCGGCACCAAUAAUACGGACAACGACACGGGCGUACGGCGCCGCGUGAAACGACUAGUCAUCCACCCUAAAUUCACCGUGGGCCCAUACUGGGUCAAUGCUGAGGCAUUCGGCAUCAAACAAGUCGGAGCCCACUGGGACUUCCUUCUCGCCGAGUUGAAGGAGCCUCUGCCUCUGGACGGCAAGACGAUGGUCGCGGCACGUUUGGACGACCGCGCCAGGAUACCCGCUGGAGAAGAGGUCGGCUAUGCAGGCUACGGCGCAGCAGUACAUGGGGACACGAUGCGCGAAGACAUGCACGCCAUGGACCUCGAGGUGCUCGACGAUAGCGAGUGCGCCUCACUGAUCGAGUUUGACAAAACAGACAUGAUCUGCACGAAGGGACGCCCACCUCGUUUUGACUCUGCCUGCAAUGGCGACAGUGGCAGUGGACUGAUCAGCCGCGGCGCCGUCAUAGGAGUAGCGUCGUGGGUGGAAGACGACGCGACGACCUGUCGCCCCGGAGCCAGGGUUAUCUUCUCAAGGGUGGCCGCUGUACGCGACUGGAUCAGACAAGUUACAAAGUUAUAAAUAAGUUAUUUGCCGUUGCUUAAGUUUGACACCAUGUAAGUCAUUUAUGGCGGUUUUAACAUUUCGAAGCCAUUGCUAUUUGCUAAACAAUCGGAAGACGUGUCGUUUGGCCAGUCAGAAACAAGAAAACGUCUAACAUAAAUUUUAAAAGAACUAAAGCAACUGCAGGUGUCCAUAACAACCUAAACCUCUGGAAACAGAAAGUUUAUGUAUUUAUUUUGCGAUAAAGUUGCUAAUUUUGACUUACGUGGUGUUAGAACUAAAACGACACAUUAUGUGAAUAAUAUAAUAAUUACUUUUACUAAUGUAAAAUGCUAAAGAAGCGCGACGUAUAUAUGUAACUCAAAAAUGUAGGUGAUCUUUAAAAUUAUUUUAGUGCUCUGUGACAAGCAAUCUGCAGACCAAUGUGGCGCUUUUAAUGAUAUCGAUUUUGACAAAUAUACCUAAAAGUGAAGGUAGUCGCACACAAAUAUAUAGCAUAUAAUUUAAGAAAAAAAUAUGUAAAACUAAUUGACUAACUUUAUCUAUGAUAAAAAGUUCUUAGUUGAGAUUUAUGAACCAAAGAACAAUAAUCUGUACUUUCCCGUUCUUUAGUUAGAAUCUUAUAAGUUAAAAGACGCCGAUGCACAAUGGUGCAACAAAACAACUUAGCAAUUCUUUAUGUAUCUAUUUGUUCCGCAUUUUUUAGUUUUCUUAACGUGUCUACGAAAUAUUUCUUGUAGACGCGCUAGGAAAAUAUCAUUUUAGCAAAAUCAACCAGAAUAAGUAGGUACAUACCUUACUUAAUAAGAAUUCUUGCGUUACAAUUUAAGUAACCCACAACUUUCUUUUACCUCCUGAAUAUAUCGCGAGACCAGAAAGUACAAAAAUUUGAAACUGCGCUUUGUUCCAAUAAAAUAUUUAUUAAAAACUUCUAACGAUAUGUAAUUUCGUUCAUAAAAGAAAUCUCCCCUAGUUAAAAAUGUUACGUUCAUCAUUUUUCUUCUUAAAAUUUUCAUGGAAAUAUGAAAAAAAUGAUUAGAUUUUCCGCCAAUUUUCUCCGAUAGUUGUAAUUUAUUCAUAGUGUUGUGAUAUUGAAUAAAUAAUACCUAGAUACUAUUAUAUAUAUUGUUAUAGUAAUAAGUACGUAGUUUUUUAAGACAAAUUGAAAUAAAACAUUUUUAUAC